Labrus bergylta (ballan wrasse) is the source of this 1666-nucleotide messenger RNA. NCBI's taxonomy places the organism in Eukaryota, Metazoa, Chordata, Actinopteri, Labriformes, Labridae. The record is from RefSeq and is a predicted model, not a curated record.
GCUCCUCCCCUAAAGGCCUGACUAAAGCCGAGACCAUCCAUGUGAAAGUUCGUGCGGUCCUGAAGAAACGAGAAUACGGAGCCAAAUACACUCAGAACAACUUCAUCACGGCGGUCCGAGCCAUGAACGAGUUCUGCCUGAAACCCAGUGACCUCGAGCAGCUUCGUAAGAUCAGACGGCAGCCCCACGACGACACGGAGGCUUUCACUGUGUUUCUGCGGUCCGACGUGGAGGCCAAAGCCAUCGACGUCUGGGGGAGCCACGAAGCUCUGGCCCGAGAGAGAAACCUCAGGAAGGAGGUGGAGAAGGAAUACCAAGAAAAUAUUUUCCGGAACCAGCAGCUGCUGAAGGAAUACAAAGACUUCUGGGGAAACACCAAGCCUCGAUCAGGGCAGAGGGCGACUUUUCUCCAGGGUCCGGGGAAGGUGGUGAUGGUCGCUAUCUGCAUCAACGGGCUGAACUUCUUCUUCAAGCUGCUGGCGUGGGUCUACACGGGCUCAGCCAGCAUGUUCUCAGAGGCCAUCCACUCUCUGGCCGACACCUGCAACCAGGCUCUGCUCGCACUCGGGAUCAGCCAGUCGGUGCGCAACCCUGACGCCGUGCACCCGUACGGCUUCUCCAACAUGCGCUACAUCGCCUCGCUCAUCAGCGGCGUGGGGAUCUUCAUGAUGGGAGCUGGCCUCUCCUGGUACCAUGGCAUCAUGGGAUUGCUGCACCCUGAACCCAUGGAGUCUCUGUUGUGGGCGUACUGUAUUCUAGCGGGCUCUCUGGUGUCUGAAGGAGCCACGCUACUCGUAGCCAUCAACGAGAUCAAGAAGAGCGCCCGGCAGCAGGAAGUGUCUUUUUAUGAAUACGUGAUGCAGAGUCGAGACCCCAGCACCAACGUGGUGCUGCUGGAGGACGCCGCCGCCGUGUUAGGAGUUAUCAUGGCGGCCGGGUGCAUGGGGCUCACCUCUCUCACAGGUAACCCUCACUACGACAGUCUGGGCUCUCUGGGCGUCGGCACCCUGCUGGGCUGCGUCUCCGCCUUCCUCAUCUACUCCAACACGGAGGCUCUGCUGGGACGCUCCAUCCAGCCCGAGCGUGUGCAGAAGCUGACGGAGUUCCUGGAGAACGACCCCGCUGUAAGGGCGAUCCACGACGUGAAGGCCACGGACAUCGGGCUGAGUAAAGUGCGCUUCAAGGCCGAGGUCGACUUCGAUGGUCGAGUGGUGACGCGCUCUUAUCUGGAGAAACAAGACAUCGACCAAAUCCUCAACGACAUCCAGCAGGUGAAGACCCCCGAGGAGCUCGAGAGCUUCAUGCUGAAACACGGAGAGAACAUCAUCGACACGCUGGGCGCCGAGGUGGACCGUCUGGAGAAAGAACUCAAGGUACACGAGGUCGCUGUUGUUACAGAGCGCCAUUUACACGCUUUAUUUUACCACAGGAUCUGUGUGCGCUGCGUUCCAUCCACGCCGCGCCCUCUCUAGUCUCUGCUCGUCUUUCCACUGUACACGCCGCGGCCCUUAUCGCACGCCGUGGGCAGAGCUAAACCCUGGGCGAGGCUGUGCACACUGAUCCUGUGGAAACUCACAGCAGGUUGCAUCACUUCCUGUCUUUGAAGGCAUCAGGUCACGUUAGAGGUGGGCGAAAUAGAAUAGAAUAGAAUGACUUUAUUGAUCCC